AUGGUUGAAGAAAUUACAGAUCCAAUGUCGGCUGCUAUGGCAACUACCCAUUUCUGUGAGGAUGUUGAAGUUCAAAUGAUACGGAAUGGAGAUUUGCUUGCUGCCGCUCUUUGCCGAGAUGUACGAAACUGGUGGAAAUCCGAAGACCAGGGCGGGAUAAGUGCCGUAAAUCGAAUCAAAAUGCGGGAGCCUCUGAGAGACAGACUGCUGUCGCAUAUUAAUCUUAAUAGAUUCCCACCUGCGGGCCAAUACGUCGGCGGGUGGCCACAACAGCUGUGGGAAGCCACUCUAGCUAAUAUAGAUGCCAAGGCGUACCUGUAUGGUCUCGUGCAUGGUGGGACUUACAAUGUUCGCGCGUUCAGCUCUUUGAUCGGGGAGACGUUCUUUUCGGAACUAACCCUGAAUGACAAAAGAGGUCACGGAACAGUAUCAUCAAAAGAAUUCGGAGAAUUCAUCGGUAGAUCUAUCGAACAGCUGCAAGUGCGACUUGAUCCCGAAAGGACGUUUUGCUUCUGCACGUCCAAGAAAAAGGUUUACGAUACAGUGGACGAGGCAUUCGAUGAGCAAGAGCUCGGCUGCAGUCUGAUGAAUGGCUCCUCUAGACCGGCAACCGAUCUUCCAAAUGCAAUUUCGACAAUUGACCACGCGUUCGAUUUGCCUGGAAGGAAGCGAUUGCCCGGGCGUAAAAGAAUUGACCAUGUCGCCACAGAAAGAAACGCUGUUCAGAAAGGGGCGCUUGGGGUGCGUUGGGAGAAGGCCCGAACUAACUACAGCAAAAUGCUACCAACCAAAAGAAUGGGCAUCGAGUAAAAAUGGCUGUGCCAAUAUU
This is a messenger RNA of Dreissena polymorpha, 829 nucleotides long. RefSeq lists its product as uncharacterized. NCBI's taxonomy places the organism in Eukaryota, Metazoa, Mollusca, Bivalvia, Myida, Dreissenidae. The record is from RefSeq and is a predicted model, not a curated record. The coding region runs from base 1 to 810 and encodes 269 amino acids. The transcript has 4 exons.